Camellia sinensis is the source of this 1146-nucleotide messenger RNA. Its product is annotated as putative late blight resistance protein homolog R1A-10. Gene Ontology annotation, biological process: defense response to other organism. Gene Ontology annotation, molecular function: ADP binding. The record is from RefSeq and is a predicted model, not a curated record. NCBI's taxonomy places the organism in Eukaryota, Viridiplantae, Streptophyta, Magnoliopsida, Ericales, Theaceae.
AUGGACAACAAUAAUCUGAAAACAGUGCUCAAAGAGUUCCUCCGAGAAAGCAGGUACAUGAUCGUCCUUGAUGAUGUUUGGAGCAUAGAUGCAUGGGAUGCGAUCAAAAUUACAUUGCCAAACCGCAACUGUGGCAGCCGUGUGCUACUCACAACACGUAUCGGUAAGGUGGCUUCUACUUCUUGUAAUGAAUUCCAUGGUUACAUCUAUGAAAUGAAAGCUUUGUCUCCAAAAGAGUCUUGGACUCUGUUUUGUAAGAAGACAUUUCAGGAGAAGGAUUGUCCUCCACAUUUAAUUGAAAUUUCAAAACGUAUCCUGAGAAGAUGUGAGGGCUUGCCACUUGUGAUUGUGGUGAUUUCUGGGGUGUUGGUUUCAAAGGACCAGGGAAGAGUAGAUGAAUGGGAGUUGGUGAAUCGCAGUCUUGGUAGUGAAGUUGAAGGCAGUGAUAUGAAGAGAAUAUUGUUGCCAAGUUACAAUGAUUUGCCUUACUAUCUCAAGUCUUGUCUCUUGUACUUGAGUAGUUUCCCAGAGGAUCAUUUGAUCGAUUGGAUGAGCACGAUUCGAUUGUGGAUCACAGAAGGAUUUGUGGAAGUUAAGGAAUUUGGAAAGACACUAGAGGAAGUUGCAGAGGCUUACCUCUAUGAGCUCCUUAAUAGAAGCUUGAUUCAUGUAGCAGGACGCAAGUUUGAAACGAUUAAAAGUUGUCAUGAACCCAUUUCUGAGUCCUCCAUGCCUCUAUUGUUCAAUGGUGGGUUGAGGUUGUUAAAAGUUCUACACUUGAGAAAUGCUUCUUUGGAGAGAUUUCUAGGCCAUGUGGUCAAGUUGUUCCAUCUAAAGUAUAUAAGCUUGAGAGGAACAAAUGUGAAAGUGCUUUCAAAGUCGAUUGGAUUGCUUUGGAACCUAGAGACAUUAGAUCUUAAAGACACGUAUGUGGAGGAGUUACCCGUUGAAAUUCUAAGGCUUCAAAAGUCGCGCCAUCUUUUGUUAUAUCGUACUGAAACUGGGCAAAUUUAUUUUCCGUUUCACUUGAGAUAUGGCUUUGAAGUACCAUCUAAGAUAGGAGGCUUGCAAUCCCUACAAAAGUUAUGCUUCUUAGAGGCAAACCAUGCCAACGGUAGCACCCUAGUGAAAGAGAUAGAAGACUGA